AUUAUAUCAUCCGCCAUGACUACCGAUGAUGGUAGUGAAGAGUUUUAUAUACCGAAGCCUCGAGAAAGGAAUUAUUACAUUCAAAAACUAGAAAAUCGAUUACAAAGAGUUAGAUCAGCUGGCUUUCUCCGGGGACAACGUGCCAGGACUAAGAGAGAACUUGAAAAAUUAUAUAAAAUCGAAAGGUUACAAGAGGAGAAGGAUAGGCGAACUGUAGAAGAAAAUGUAAAAGAAAAACGAAGGGAUUUAGAAAGGAUUCAAAAGAGGGCUUUAAAAUGCGAUUCAAACCAUCUGCCAGCCAAUUUUGAACAAUUGAGUAUUUCCGACGAAGCCCCGACGCCUAACCAACGGCCACAUACUGUUCAGCCAGUCAUUUCGGAAUUAAACAGUAUGACGCUACUUUUUGAGAGUGAUAUUGAACAUAAUUCGAAGCUAAGAGGUGUUGCUAGCGAAAUAGAACGACGUCAAAGAUACGUCGAUGUCAGUCGAGAUAAGUUCGUCAAGAGGAUGAAGGAAAGAGAGCAUACAAAAUCUUUAAAUACGCUUGUCAGACCACAAACUGCGCCGAAACGGUUGGAAAGCGGGAAACUAUCGAUGACUCCACAGAACUGUUUCGACAAUGAAACAGGAGAACAAUCUUUGCAAAUGAUGGAACGAAAAAUUGAAGAUUUUCUUCAAGGGACAAUUCAACAAUCGAGCAAACAGUUGACUAUUAGAUCGAGGGUGAGUUAUGUUUCAACCAUGAAGAGAUUUGAGUUAAGGGACCCCUACGAACCUCCAAAACCUGGUGGUACUGUUAUGGUCCAAGUGAAACCCUGCCCCUAUCGUACAGAUGUCUCCGAGGACGUUCAUAUUCACACUCACCAUUAUAUUAUACCAAAAAAUGCUUAUUCUAAUGUGAAAAGAAUUUACGGACUUUUGAAUAAUGGUAAGAGUAAAGUGCGAUAAAGUAUCGAAAAAUCAAAGUUUUCUUUCCAUAAUACAUAAAGACGUCAUGUUUUCGCUUAAAAUAAGAUACUUACUUCUUAAACUGUUAUACUAUCGAACACUCCUCAACACCAGAUAAAUAUUCAGGUCAUGUUUAUAAAUUGAUAUUAAGAUUGCAAUAUUUAUCAUUAAAAAAAUAUAAAUUUUUUAAUACAUUUAUAGUUUAUUCUCUCAAGUGACAAUACAAUAUUUUUUUUUACAAAAGUAUACAUUUUCACAAAACCCUUCCUUGAAUAAUAAAUCUUUUAUUAUUGAUAUGGUUCUAUUUUUUAUAAUUUGUGCUGCAGAAGGAUUUCGCUCAUUAAGUAUAUAAAAAAUUAUUUACAAAAAUAUGGGCAUACAGAUAGAACCUCUUACGACUGUGUUUACUCUCACCUUACUUUCAGCUUCAGAUUUUUCUAGUUUCGGCGCAGCGUCUUCUUUUGAAACUGUUAUUAACAAACAUAAUAAUAUAACAUUUCCCUAACUACUCAAACUCCCUGAUUUUAUCGAUACGAAUUUACAUUACCGGCCAUCUUUGACCAACAAAAUGCCCAACUGCUGAAACAAAAGUAAUUAAUUAAUAUCACUUCACUAUUAGUUAUGUUGUUUUUGUUCUCUUUCUUUCGUAUGUAUGCGAAAUCGUGAUUGCGGAAUGUAGUUGUGGUAAGAUGAUCGGAGAAAUUAUUAUUAAUAUUUGAAUCGAAAAAGCAGUAUAUAAUUUCUCCAGUCAUCUUGCACCAAAUGAAUGUGAUAAUUACUGACACGGUCAAGCGUUAUCACGGCUAUGAGCGUGACAUUCUUCCGCACUCAGUAUGAUGCUGAAAAUGAAGAAACUAUUAAUACUAACAGAAUUGCUCGCAGAAAAAAUGAAAAAUAAGCCAACGGAUAACUGCAGCACGAAGUCACCCAUUGGCUUUUACAUAAGAAAAUCAUACUGACAUAGCUAUAAGCUUGUCUUCUUUAUAGUCUGUUCUUUUAAGUUUGUUCAUUCGAAUUUUGAAGCCAGUCGAUUCGAUUUGCUGUUGCAUUGCGGACAAAAUUCAACAGAAACGUGUUUGUUUGUUAGGUGCAGACAAAUGCCUGCUGACUGCUCACCUACUACAUUCUUCUUUUUUUGCUGUUGUUGACAACCAUAUGAAUGAUCGUGUUUAGAAGCUUUUUUAGGAGUUGAUUCAACAUCAAUUUCACUAUCAUCAUCAGAAGUUUCCACUCUUUUAUAAUGCUUUCUUUUCCUUCCAGUAUUAAUUGGUAUUGCCAAACCAUUAGAAUUAGUAACUAGUGGUAGAUUAGCU
Messenger RNA from Dimorphilus gyrociliatus, 2261 nucleotides. The record is from the annotation of a GenBank genome assembly. Lineage: Eukaryota; Metazoa; Annelida; Polychaeta; Dinophilidae.